This is a messenger RNA of Asparagus officinalis (garden asparagus), 814 nucleotides long. Its product is annotated as NADH dehydrogenase [ubiquinone] 1 alpha subcomplex subunit 8-B-like. Gene Ontology annotation, biological process: mitochondrial electron transport, NADH to ubiquinone. The coding region runs from base 164 to 496 and encodes 110 amino acids. The transcript has 3 exons. The record is from RefSeq and is a predicted model, not a curated record. Lineage: Eukaryota; Viridiplantae; Streptophyta; Magnoliopsida; Asparagales; Asparagaceae.
CCGGAUUCAGUUUACAGACCCGACGUAAAAUCCGACCCAUUUGCAACCCUAUGUCCACCCGAUGUCGCCGGCAUAAACGGACUCCAAGUCUCUGCCAGUCCUCUCUCCUUUGCUCGCGCUCAAAAUCACCAUUUUUCUAAAUCUUUUGCUGAGGAAUCGUUCAAUGGCGACGAGCUCGGCCGUCGAUGCAUCGGGGAACCCGAUCCCGACGUCGGCGGUUCUGAUGGCGUCAUCUAAGCACAUCGCGGCGGCGUGCAGAUCGGAGAACAUGGCGUUCAUCAACUGCAAGAAGAAGGAUCCGAAUCCUGAGAAAUGCCUCGAAAAGGGCCAGCAAGUCUCACGCUGCGUGCUAACUCUGUUGAAAAGCCUCCAUCAGAGGUGCACAAAAGAGAUGGAUGCUUAUGCAGGAUGCAUGUAUUAUCACACAAAUGAGUUCGACUUGUGUCGUAAAGAACAACAGGCAUUUGAGGCCGCAUGCCCGUGGUCUUCCCAGUAACUCUCGGAGGGAGCUCACAAUGUAUGUUGUUAUUAAUGAAAUAAAUCCUAGACGGAACCUGAAUUUUUGAAUUAAAUUCUUCUCAUCUCAUGAGUUGCAACUUUAACGUGGCAAAUAUAACAACAAAGGCCCUGUUAUGGCCUCUCCGAUAUGGUUGCUGAGAUGUUUAAGUUACUUUGAUGUUUUCCUUUAAUUUGUACUUUGUUGUGUUUUUAGGCCAUUCAAACCUUAACAUUUUGAUUGCUCUGCUAUGUGAGUACAUGGUCACCUUCAUGCCACAUUUCCUUCUGUAUGAAUAUAUGAUACACUUUCAGUCAA